AUGGACUCCCGCCCGAAGAAGACGGAAGGGUCUUACAGCAAGUUCAACCAGAAGGAAGGGUUCAGGGACUCAGGGUACAGACAUGCCCGAUGGCUCAUGUUGAGAACCGCGGAAUUUACUACUCGGAGAUCGAUCCCGGGGAGCGACCGUUCUAUCGAACCCGUGGACACUUCCUUCGCAACAGCGCAAAACAUUCACCACAGCGACGUCGAACUCCGCGAUCCCUCCCACAAGCACAACGCACACGCUCUCGAUACAUCACAGCUCUACAAGAGUCUGCCGUGGUUGCUGUCAAGCGAGAAUCGGAUGAUAGAAGAUGAUGAUACAAGAAACCAGCUUUCGCGAAAAUAUCUCCAAAAUGCGUGCAAGGAACUUAUUACAAGCAUGAACAGCAAGAAAGAUCAGAAUGACAGAAGUCUCAUCUCUACCUACUCCAAGAAAGUGCUGGUUGUUUCGAACGGGAGCGAGUGCCUGAAGAAUGUAAUGAGGGCAAGAGACCAAUCCUCGACUCGUUCGGAAGACAGCAUGGAAAUCGAUUGA
Messenger RNA from Guillardia theta CCMP2712, 540 nucleotides. RefSeq lists its product as hypothetical. The coding region runs from base 1 to 540 and encodes 179 amino acids. The transcript is spliced from 4 exons. NCBI's taxonomy places the organism in Eukaryota, Cryptophyceae, Pyrenomonadales, Geminigeraceae. The record is from RefSeq and is a predicted model, not a curated record.